Molecule: messenger RNA, 1920 nt
Organism: Coffea arabica (coffee)
Lineage: Eukaryota; Viridiplantae; Streptophyta; Magnoliopsida; Gentianales; Rubiaceae
Product: 2-alkenal reductase (NADP(+)-dependent)-like
Molecular function (GO): oxidoreductase activity, acting on the CH-CH group of donors, NAD or NADP as acceptor
Source: RefSeq, a predicted model, not a curated record
UCCUUCUCAGACGCUGUUUUUCUUGUUCCAUUUUUCCUUCUUCUGUUUCUUUCUUUAUUAUUAUUAUUAUUUAAGCGGCUCAACCAUAUUCCAUAGCAGGGUUAUUUUACUGCUUUUGCUUCUUCUCUUGCACUGAAGUUAGUUUAAGCCAAAGAUUUCCAAUGGAAGUAACAAACAGGUACGUAGUGACAAGACAUCAUAUUGAUGGAACACCACAAGAAUCUGAUUUUGAGCUCAAGACAGAGGCUCUUUCUUUAUCUAUUGAGCCUGGUAAAAAGGAGCUCAUUGUGAAAAUUCUUUACUUAUCCAUUGAUCCAUACCAAUUGAACCGCAUGAAGCAAAAAAGUUCCUCGCAGGAAACCACAAGCUCUGCACGUGCUGUUAAGCCUUUUGAGGCCAUUGAUGCUCAUGGUGUUGGGAGAGUUGUUGCUUCGGGGAAUCCCGCCUUUAAAGAGGAUGACUUAGUUGCCGGACUCCUGACUUGGGGAGAAUACUGCACAGUAAAAGAAGGUGGCUUGCUAAACAAGGUUGAUAACAUAGGAUUUCCCAUUUCUCACCAUGUAGGUGUUCUGGCAUUCAGUGGGCUUACAGCUUAUGCUGGAUUUUUUGAGGUUUGUAAGCCAAAGAAAGGGGAGAAAGUGUUUGUCUCUGCGGCUGCAGGAUCUGUUGGAAAUUUAGUAGGACAAUAUGCAAAGCUGUUUGGAUGCAAUGUUGUAGGAUGUGCUGGUAGCCAAAAAAAGGUGGACUUGCUAAAGGAGAAGCUUGGUUUUGAUGAAGCAUUCAACUACAAAGAAGAAACUGAUCUGAAAUCAGCUCUCAAAAGGUACUUCCCAGAUGGGAUCGACAUAUACUUUGAUAAUGUGGGAGCAGAAAUGCUGGAAGCUGCGGUUGAGAACAUGAAUACAUUCGGUAGAGUUGCUGUUUGUGGCGCUAUAUCUGAAUAUACGGACAAAGGAAAACGUGCUGCUCCAAACAUGGUAGAUAUUAUUUACAAGAGGAUAACAAUGCAAGGAUUUUUAUCUGUUGAUCAUAUGAAAGUCUACAAGGAUUUCAUUUCAGACACAGUUGAGCACAUUCGGGCAGGAAAGUUGCAGGUUCUUGAAGACAUUUCACAUGGUUUGGAAAGCAUACCAUCUGCUUUUGUAGGUCUUUUCCGAGGCGAUAAUAUAGGGAAAAAGAUGGUUCAAGUUGCAGAUGAUUGAAUAAUUGAUCAUUUCACUAGAGUUUCAACAAACAAAUAUAUAUUGUAGGGAGAAGAAGAGGCUUAAUCUCAUGGCUCCCCAGCUUGCAACUUCUCUUGUAAUCGAUAAUGUGACCUCAUGAAUCAAGGAGUCUUUUCAACAAGAAGAUGCAACACAAGCAUUGCCUUCAGGUUAAAGUCUCUGGUGGUCUUGUUUCAGGCCACAAGAGAAGUAGAUUUUUUGAGUUACAGCUCAACCUAGCUCAUAUUAGAUGAUUUUACAGCUCAGCCUAGCUGACGUUAGAUGAUUAUUUGGAGUAAAAAGUACAAAGCUGGAAUUAGAAGUUUCCCACAGCCAAACAUGAAGCCGUAAGAAAAUCCAUUUUACAAGUCCAACCGAAAGUCUACUUUUGACAAAUAGCAGUGGAGGAAAGCUAAACAGGCCAUUCUGAGCUUAUCUGUGAUAUCAGCCUUCCUUUAUAAAUUCAAACAGCAGGCAGACAUGACCAGGAAAGGCACUUCCAACGGGAUUUCAUGCAACUCUGUGGCUCUCAGCAACCAUCCCCACUCCACCCCGAAGACAGGCAAGAAAACGAAUCAGAUCCUUCCAACUGGGAAGAAGAUAUGAUAGGGAGGGGAAAAAACUGAGUUAAAAAUUAGGUGCUUCAUUUUAACAUUUUCUUUCACAUCCCCAAACCAUCAUUCUUGAAGAAAGCACGCAAAAAACAAAAAUAAUUCUC